CACCACGGCAUCUAAGCAUACUGGUGCAGGCCGCAGUUGAUUCCGCUGCAGCAAAACGCGUGCUUCAAACACUGCAAAGAAGGGCAAACAUGUCUGAUUCUUUGGAACCGCCAGCAAAGAGAGCGCGGUUGGAGGCGGACGCUCCAUACAAUGGCGCUUCAGCGCUCGACGCGCCGGGCUCGCCCAUCGAUGACAUGGACGACGACUUCUACGACACAGCACCCGUCAAUUCCGCCGUGCACUCUGUAGCUGUGCAUGGGCCGUUGUCUGUUGCUGCGGCUGCUCCUGCGCCAACAAGCUUCCAGCUUCCUGGGCUCGGUUGCAUGAACGAGACCCCUGCCCAUCCAACAUCGCAAAAGAUUACAGACACCCGUGCAAAUGAAGAAGCCUCAGAGGACGGUGAGCUCUCCGACUCAGACGCCUUUUACAACAAUGAGAACGCCGCGGAGCCCGCUGCAACUAACACGCAGCUGGCCCUGGGCGCGGCUGCACAGCACGAUGUCUCUGCACGCGAUGCUACUAUGCCCGAUGUCGACGAUGGGGAGCUCGUGACUGAGCUCGAUCGGGCUCUCGACGCCCAGACCAAAGCACAAGAUAUCGCUACCAACCAGCCUACCACUCAAGCUGGCGCUGCGACAGAAGACGAUGGCAAAGUCGAGUUUCUUCUCGCGGCAGAAGCGAACAAAGACAACAAGGAAGCCGAGUGGCAGCUGGACUCGGACGCGUCAGACUCUGAUUCGUCCUCAGACUCGAGCUCAGACUCCGACUCUGAUGAAGGCUCAGACAGCGGCGUGUUGCUUGACCCUGAGGAGCAGGUCCGCCUGUUGAUGGCGGAGGUGGCUGAUGAGCCCGCCGGCAAAGCAAAGGUCAAGACUCUGAACGAAGUCGAAGAGCAGUACGAGAAGCCAAACAUCACCGUCACACAAGACACGAAGAUCACCGAGCUUGGCAAGGUUGAGAUGAUUGUCGAGAACAUUGUGGUAAUCAAAGCCAGCCUGUCUGGAGACUUUCAGGUACUCGAGUCUGGGUCUGCGCUUUGCCUGCAGAACCGCACAGUCAUUGGCAAGAUUUCUGAGCAGAUCGGACGCGUCGAAGAGCCUAGGUAUGCCAUGGGCUUUACUGACCCUUCUGAAAUCACAACUCUAGGAAUCGCAAAAGAUACGCUUAUCUACUACGUCAACGAACACUCAACAUCCAUCUUCACAGAGCCCCUGAGAGCGCAGAAGCACACCGACGCAUCGAACCUUCACGACGAAGAGACCAACGAGGUCGAGUUCUCAGACGAUGAGAAGGAGGCAGAGUUUAAGCGAGACCAGAAGGCUAUGAAGAGGGCAAAGAUGGAAGCCACUCGCGAUCCACAAUCGCAGUCGCAGUCACAGCCGCAGGAAAUCCCCCAACAACCAAAGGCACACUAUGAUGCUCCCGCCAUCUAUCGAACCACCGAGUACCAGGGAGGCGGUCUCAAAUACAGUGACGAUGAAGACGAGGACUUGGGCAUGUACAAGCCUCUCGCCAGGCCAGACCACUUCGAACAGAUUGUGGGGCAAGGAGCGCCGCUCGAGGAUCGCAGUCACGUACGUAGAGGAAGAGGUGGUUGGGGUGACCGCGGUCGUGGUUUCCGUGGAAGAGGGGAUUUCGGUGGUGGACGAGGCAACUUUGGAGGUGGGCGGGGCGAUAGAGGAGGAUAUGGGGGUGCACGAGGCGACCACGGCAACAAUCGAGGCGACAGAGGAGGCUUUGGUGGCGGUCGAGGUGAUCGGGGAGGGCGGGGUGGUCGCGGCGACCGAGGUGGCGACAGGGGCGGACGUGUCUUCAGGGGCCAGUCGGACAGAGGAAGACCUAACGACCGACACUUCGAUCGCCAACAACACGACAACGGGCAAAGGAAUGGGUCCGCUACGUCUGCAUCGCCUGCUCGGCAGCAAGAUCGCGGGCAGUCUCAGCACUCGCAGCCGGCGCAAGCUUCUCCUCGUGGCGGUGGCAAGAACAAGGGUCGGAAGCAGAAGUUGAAAGAGAAGAGGGAGCGAGAACGAGAGCAGAACCAACAGAACCAGCAGAAUCAGCAAGGUCAACAGGGACAGCAGGGACAGCAGGGACAGCAGCACGCCUCUCCUGCACCUCCCGCGGCGUCAAAUGCUAACUCUUAUGCCAACAACAACGCUGGCUGGCCUGCCACAUUCCCAGGUCCCUCUGGGCCAGGUGCCACUCAGCCUGUAGCUCCUCCACCCCCACCGGCGGCGGCAGCACCGUACGCGAAUCCGUACUAUGCCCAGCAAAACGCAGCGCCAGUUCCACAACCGCAACAGCAGCCGCAGCAAUCGCAGCAACCGUCACAGGCAAACUGGGCAGCAUGGGCUCAAUGGUUUCAAGUUGUUGGAGCAAUGAGCCAGCAACCGCAACAGCAGCAGCAGGCGCAUGUCCAGCCACAAGCGCAAGUGCAAGCAGCACCCCCACCCCCACCGCAGCUCCAGCAGCAGCCUCAAGCCCAGUAUGCGUACCCGUAUCAGUACCAGCAGAACGCGGCACCGGCAGCCAACCCACCGCAACAGAAUGCUCAGGGUGGAGGCCAGUCGCUGCAGGACAUUCUCCGGGCACUGGGGGGUGGCGGUGCGGGGCAGUGAGAUUGAUGGGUGAUGAUGUAUGUGCAUUUGUAUAAUUACAUAGCUUCGCGUACUGUUUCCGUCGCAGUACGAGAUGCUUUUUUUCUCUCUUGUUGAGCUAUCGUGGUACCUUUCUGCGCACAUGAUGUUCGCGCUCUGUGGACCCUCCCAAGUCAUCAGGCGAGGAGGGGGAGUGUGUGACAACCAGACAGGCAGGCAGAGCACUGGGUAGCUAAAACGGAGUUAUGGAGCAUGGAAUAUGGGGGCACGUGGAGUAGGUAUAAACAUAAAGGCAGGUAGGUUACUUUGUAGAUGCCAAUUCCUUGUGUGGGAUUUUAGCAAUAUGCAUGGAUUCGUUCUCCUUUUUCUCCCGAGGCGUUUCAUUCGUCCGGUUGGGUGGCCUGCAGGCAGGUGUGCCAC
This is a messenger RNA of Dothidotthia symphoricarpi CBS 119687, 3020 nucleotides long. RefSeq names its product NAF1-domain-containing protein. The transcript has 2 exons. The coding region runs from base 90 to 2621 and encodes 843 amino acids. The record is from RefSeq and is a predicted model, not a curated record. Gene Ontology annotation, cellular component: sno(s)RNA-containing ribonucleoprotein complex. Gene Ontology annotation, biological process: pseudouridine synthesis; box H/ACA snoRNP assembly; ribosome biogenesis. NCBI's taxonomy places the organism in Eukaryota, Fungi, Ascomycota, Dothideomycetes, Pleosporales, Dothidotthiaceae. Gene Ontology annotation, molecular function: RNA binding.